Messenger RNA from Anopheles maculipalpis, 2159 nucleotides. RefSeq lists its product as uncharacterized. Gene Ontology annotation, cellular component: nucleus; nucleolus. The record is from RefSeq and is a predicted model, not a curated record. Gene Ontology annotation, biological process: maturation of SSU-rRNA. The transcript has 3 exons. Gene Ontology annotation, molecular function: RNA binding. NCBI's taxonomy places the organism in Eukaryota, Metazoa, Arthropoda, Insecta, Diptera, Culicidae. The coding region runs from base 9 to 2159 and encodes 716 amino acids.
UCUCCGAAAUGGCAAAAUUACUCGCUUAUUAUAAUCUGUGUCCCAUUAACAAUGUUGACGACUUUCUUGGCUUGUCUCGGGAUGUUGAUCCUGGCUGUGUUAUCAACACGCUUGGUAGAAAUAUCAUACUGGUGGUGAAGCUGAGUAAUCAGCGACAAAUCCGUAGCUGGACCGUACUCGACCGGCUCAGCAGCAAGGUGGUGUACGAUUUUCGUUCCGAACGCUACGUGGGUGUUUUCGGUGGGAAAUACAUACGGUGCUGGAGUCAAGAUCAGAACGAUAUCAACACGGUAAAGAAGGUGAAGCUGUAUCGUUCCGUCCUUGAUCUGUUCUCACUUGCAAACGGCCAAACACUACUACUUUACGCCGAUGGGAGCUGUGAAUCGCUCGAGAGUGCACUGGAAACAAGAAAGCAAAACAAAGCGAAUGUGAACGAUGAAAGAAUGGCUGCCGUGAACGUCGAUACCAAAACGCACACAAUCCGUGACGUGCAAGUACUGGUGCUGGAUAAUGGAACACCGCUGUUGACGUACUUUGUGCGGAAGGAGGACGACGGUUCGCUCGAGCUCAACUAUGCACUGCUCAAUCCUUCCGAUUUAAAGCUUCAGAAAGGGUUCGAAAAGAUAGCAUUGCAGAGGAUCGGCGAUGAUAUCAAGCUCGCCAGCAGUUGUAUCGUGGAUGGAAGCGAUGGACCUUCACUUCUAACCAUUUGGUCUGACAGUCGGAUCUUCAACCUGCAGCUCUCCCUCGGCCAAUCGCCUAAGCGUGAGGAGGGUGUUGGCAAUUUUAUCGAAAUGGUACAAACGCUCAACGUGAAGCAACCACUUUCGAUGACCUGCAUCGGCAAAGACUACGUUGCGUUCUAUGCAAACAACAAAAAUCAGGACGGCGCGAUUUUGGUCCUUUUCAACGUACAGUUCAAAGUGUUUCAAGCGAAACAAUUCUUCAAGGUGUACUUUGUGUCGUCCCGCUUCUGGGUGGUGGAAAGCAACAUUCUACUCGCCUUCGGGCAGAUGCUUGCGGUGGUGCCGUUUAAAAUAAGCAAGAAGCAACUGUCGGACAUGAUUGGCAGCCAGGCAACGUUCGAUCUAACGAACACGGUCGAUGACGAAAGCAUAAACGAGGAGUGUGAAUUUUUGGACACAUACUCGUUUAGCGAAAGUUUGACCGAAAAGGCAAAGCAAUGUGGUUUGUUUGAUGAGAGCAGCAAAAGCGACGAGGAAGAUGAGGAAACGAUUACAAACGUGCCUGGCUUGAAACGGUUGUACAGUGCUGAUGAGUUUGAUGAAGCACUUCGUGCGGCUUAUCGUCAAUCAAUGGCAGUGAAUGUGAUUGAAUGUGACUGGCUGCCUGAGGAUACGGUGCAGAUAAAGCUGUUCAACAAUGCAGACUACUCGCUGGGACCGUUAAUUUUGAGUGAAAAAUUUGAAAUCAUUCUAGAAGAGCUCGAACGUUGCGGUUACUCAGAGGUGGAAAUUACUGACCGAAUCGUGCCGGUGCUAGUAGACGGAAAACUUACCGAGGACCUUGCCAAGUGUCUCAAACGAUACUCAGUCAUCUCGGAACGAACCAUCGUUAAAGCGUUAAAGUACGCGUUAUCUUUACCCGUGCCAGCGUACGAUGAAGAAUCUUCGGAACGACCGGAAAUCGUUGAAGUUCCAAAAAAACUGGAAUCGGAACUACCAAAUCAAGACAUCAUCGUUACAGCACAGGCCAACCAUCCGUCGCAUCGCGAUCUGCUAAAUGUGGUACUUUCCUGUAGCUUCAACCGCAAACCGAUGACUCAGUACAUCCGGAAGGAGCUAGAUUUUAGCAUCGUUACGGUACUGAUGCAACAUCUCGAGGAUCUACUACUCGAUCCGAUGGCAACCUUGAGCGAAACGCUCCACAAUGGAGAUACGUUCGAUAGCGAUGAGCAGGUGGUUGGAUGGAUUAUGGUGCUGCUCGAUUCUCACUACCAGCAGUUUAUACUUUCGACGGAAGAUACCGUGCGCGAACAGUUGCAGCGGAUGCUGGACAUUGUCAACAGGCAUGUUGGAUUGUUGAGAGAGCUGCAAACACUAGCACCAUCGCUGCGGCGCAUGUUAGAACGUAAAACGAGCAAAACUGCACGUGAUCCUAGCCAGUGGUACAACGUGGAAACGAUUACACUCUACUAG